AUGGAAGGGUAUUUUAAGCGUAUAUGGGGUAAAAUGGGGAUUGAUAAGAUAUCAACAAUGGGUAAGGGGAUCUUUAUAGUUCGGUUUAAUAAUGUUGAAGAUAGUUUGAAGAUAGUGAAUAAGGGAUUCCAUUUUUUUGAUCAAAAACCCUUGAUUGUAAAGCUAUGGGAUCCAGAUAUGGAUGUUGAUAAAAACAUGGUUAAAAUGGUGCCAAUAUGGGUGAAACUGCCAGGGUUACCAUUUAAAUAUUGGGGAGAAAAAAGUUUGUUUAAGAUAGUGGGUCAAAUGGGGAAGGUGAUAAGAAUGGAUGAUGCAACUCAGGCUAGAGAUAGACUGAGCUAUGCAAGAGUAAUGGUGGAAGUGGUUGUUCAGAGCCAGCUACUUGAAGUAAUCCAAUUCUGUAAUGAACAUGGCAGCAUAGUUGAUCAAAAGGUUGAAUACGAAUGGAAACCUGUGCAAUGUGGCAAAUGUUCAGGGUUUGGCCAUGACACUGAUACUUGUAGGAAAAGUGAGGGGAAGAAGAAAUGGGUUAAAAAGACUGAUAUAGAUCAGGAAGGAUUUACAAUGGUGACAAACCAUAAGGUUGCACCUGUAGCUUCUACUAUUGACAUCCCAGUGCAUAAUACUUUCAUGGUGUUAGAUGAACAAGGAGUGGAAGGGGUGGAAGAGCAGGUGACAGAGGAUAAAGAUGCUGUAGAUGUGGCUGAAGGAUAG
Beta vulgaris subsp. vulgaris (sugar beet) is the source of this 714-nucleotide messenger RNA. RefSeq lists its product as uncharacterized. Gene Ontology annotation, molecular function: nucleic acid binding. The record is from RefSeq and is a predicted model, not a curated record. The coding region runs from base 1 to 714 and encodes 237 amino acids. The transcript has a single exon. NCBI's taxonomy places the organism in Eukaryota, Viridiplantae, Streptophyta, Magnoliopsida, Caryophyllales, Amaranthaceae.